Phaethon lepturus (White-tailed tropicbird) is the source of this 1020-nucleotide messenger RNA. Its product is annotated as MAM domain-containing glycosylphosphatidylinositol anchor protein 2-like. Gene Ontology annotation, cellular component: neuronal cell body; axon; plasma membrane. Gene Ontology annotation, molecular function: axon guidance receptor activity. The coding region runs from base 1 to 1020 and encodes 339 amino acids. The record is from RefSeq and is a predicted model, not a curated record. NCBI's taxonomy places the organism in Eukaryota, Metazoa, Chordata, Aves, Phaethontiformes, Phaethontidae. Gene Ontology annotation, biological process: homophilic cell-cell adhesion; synapse organization. The transcript has 4 exons.
AUGGGGAUAACUGUGGGGCUGGAAGGACAAAGUCCAAGUGACCACCAGGAAACUUCUAAUCUCUCCAUUCCUAGGCCAGAAUUUGGCAAUGUGCAUGUGACAACAAAUCAGGCAAGCGCAUCCCCUUCAAUUAAGCUUCUCGUGGAUGACCCGAUAGUGGUGAACCCUGGAGAAGCGAUCACCUUAGUCUGUGUGACGACAGGAGGGGAGCCAGCCCCUAGCCUGACGUGGGUGAGGUCUGCAGGCAUCCUGCCUGAGAAGACAGUCCUGAAUGGCGGCACUUUAACAAUACCUGCCAUCACGCCAGAAGAUGCUGGCACGUACAGUUGCAUUGCUAAUAACAACGUUGGAAAUCCUGCGAAAAAGUCCACCAACAUCAUCGUAAGAGCCUUAAAAAAAGGACGUUUUUGGAUCACCCCUGACCCCUAUCACAAAGAUGACAACAUCCAGAUUGGGAGAGAGGUGAAAAUCUCCUGCCAGGUGGAAGCCAUCCCUUCUGAAGAGCUUACGUUCAGCUGGUUUAAAAAUGGACGGCCCUUGCGAAGCUCUGAAAGGAUGGUCAUCACACAGACUGACCCCGAUGUUUCACCUGGCACCACAAACCUGGACAUCAUUGACUUGAAAUUCACUGACUUUGGGACAUACACGUGUGUUGCGUCUCUGAAGGGAGGUGGCAUAUCGGAUAUCAGCAUUGAUGUCAACAUCUCCAGCAGUACAGUCCCACCCAAUUUGACUGUUCCUCAAGAAAAGUCACCCCUGGUCACCCGGGAAGGGGACACGAUUGAGCUGCAGUGCCAGGUGACAGGGAAGCCCAAGCCCAUCAUUCUCUGGUCCCGAGCAGACAAGGAGGUCGCGAUGCCGGAUGGGGCGAUGCAGACGGAGAGCUACGAUGGGAUCCUGAGGAUAGUGAACGUGUCCAGGGAGAUGACGGGAACCUACAGGUGCCAGACCAGCCAAUACAACGGGUUUAAUGUGAAACCCAGAGAAGCUUUGGUACAGCUCAUUGUACAGUGUAAGUAG